AGGGUGCUGAGGGGCAUUGGAUAGAGUGAGCCAAUUAAUGGCGUUCAGGCACCGAAAAUUCCUGAAUAGGUAUACCCUUAAGCAUUGAAACGUGAGGCUGUGGUUUUGGACGAUUUCUGGGCGAAGCUAUGGCAACGCUACAGAGUUCUUCAAGCUAAGAAAGCGAGUGCUUGGGUGAUCACGCAUGAUUACUACAUCUUAAGGAUUGAGAAAGACAACUUAUGAAUUGACUUAGGGUUACUGUCUAGGAUCAGUGCCUGGCCUCUGUGCCAUUCAAGUGUGGAGAGUUUGUGCAUAGCUUGCGGAUUGAUGCUCCUGGGUUGUGCGUUCAGAGUUAUUUGUUUCAAUGACAGCCCAGAGAUGAGAGGUGUUGAUUGAUUAUGUGUAGGCUGCAUUUGCAGUUGGGUUAUGGAUGAUUGCUGAAGGAAGGCAAUUAGGGGAUUGUGAGACAUCUCAAGAUGAAGAAAUGUUGAUGGAGGGUGAGAUGAUUGUAGAGUACGGUGAUACCUGAGAGGCGAAAACAGCUGUUUCCAUGGCGGAGCAGCCGCAGCAGCGCACUAGUUGCGCGUGGCGAUGGGUGUUCGAUUCUUUGCGGGCUGCCGUGGAGCCUUCUACUUUGGUGCCGCAUCUGCUCUCUCAUGCUCCCACUCUACUGCAGUCUGCUACUCGAAUUCCACUUCGCGAGGUUGCAGCAGAUGUAUCUUUGUUGGUGCAAGCAGUGUCUGGGAGAUGGCUUCCUGUGGAUGGUGCUGAGUCGGCGCGCAUUUGCCGCAACACAUGUAAUUUGGUGAAUGAGAUCAGCUUUCGAAUCCAAUUGGAAUUUAGUACUCACGCUCUGCUCGCUUUAGUGAAGUUUUUUCAAGGAACUAUUUCAACAGCUACCGCAGUGAUUAUCUUGGAGGAAGAUGGUGGUGUUGACGCCAGUAAGGCGAAGAUUGAAGCCCUAACAGCUCUUGGGCAAGUAUUGCAUGACAACGCAGACCAGCUGCCUGUGGAUGAGGUCUCGUCUCUUGUUUUAUUUCUUCUGGGGUUAGUAACUCAUCCAGCGACAUCGUUACGCGGCCAGCAUAAUGGUUCAGGCUCAAGAGCAAUCGCCUCAGGUUGGUCUAGGAAUGUUGAUGACGAUAUGGAAGUUCAGAGGCUUGCGUUCGUAGCAAUAGGCAAUGUCUAUACACGAGCAGAACCAGUGAUAUCCAACGAGACUUGGAAAUUGACUGUACAGGAACUGCGGAUAGUCACUGAACGUUUUGCUUCUAAAGGCCCAUUAACGGAGGGUUAUGAUUCUUCCAGAUAUUUUGGAGCUUUGCUUCGAUGUGUGCAUCUUGUGCUGUCUGAGCGGAAGGGGUCACUAGAAGAGCAUGUAGCAUCCUACGUGGGGUUUCUACGCAUGUUUUUUCUUUACGGCUUGAGCAGUAGCCAAAUUCAGACUUCAGAAUCACGUUCAUGGAAAGAGGCGAGCGCCUACCGCCCUCCACAGCUGCGUAGUCCUGUCCAACCUCCUGCUCGCACUAACAGUGAGAGCACGAGCAUGGUAGAUGAAGCUGGUUCAAGGGGUUUCUCAUUCGAUUCUGACCAGAGUGACAGUGAUGGUUCUGUUUCGAACAAUGACCGCUACAAGAGCUCCAAGUGCCGGACUACUGCCAUCUUAAUUGUUCAGGUGCUGGCUAGGGCAGAUCCAAAGUCUCUGCAUGCACAUUGGGCUUUACUUCUUCCAACGCAUGAUGUUUUGCAACCCCGGCCUUAUCAAGCUACGCUGCUUACAACCCUUCUCUUUGAUCCCAUUGUGAAGGCUCGCGUUGCAGCGGCUACCACGAUAUCAGUUAUGUUAGAAGGUCCAGUACGUGCAUUUCUGCAUGUUGCGGAGUACCGGGAGCUUGCGCAAAAGAUCCCAUUUACAACGCUAUCGAGCACUUUGGGACAGAUUGUUAUCCAACUCCAUACUGGUCUUGUGCAUGUCGUGUCCAACGAAAAGCACAGUGGCACGCUCGUUGCUGCCCUUAAGGCCCUCUCUCUUCUUGUGACUGCGGCACCGUACAAUCGCCUGCCCUCGCUACUGCUACCGAAUGUCGUCCUCUCUGUAGCCAAGAAAACCCAAGAGUUGUUAAACUCGUCUACAGAUCAGAGCAACACAGUGACUGCAGCAGUUAAUUGUCUGGGCGCAGCUUUGAGCACUACUCCUGCAUCCACUGGCAUGGCCUCCAUCCUCACCGUGAAGAAUCCCUCCGAGAUUAGUGGCGCUUCGUUACCGCACACCGUCUUAAUGGAUUUGAUAUCGUACUCUCGAUCACCCGCAUCUUCUGCUGUGCGAGUUGAGGCAUUCCAGGCUAUCAAGGCUGCAGUUCAUAACUAUCCAAUGAUAGUGCCCAGCUACUGGGACCAAGUAUUUAAGACCGUGGCUGAGGUGGUUGACAUGGGGUGGGAGAAAGCACGCACGAGCCCAUCGAGUCCAGCAAGAGGUUCUCUGUCUGCUGGGUAUGCUCAACCUUCACGAAUAUGUGAUGACAAACUGGUGCAGAGUGCCAUCAAGCUUUUGGAUGAAACUCUUCGAGCACUAUCAGGCUUUGAAGUGCCAGAUGAGUCGAAUGAUGACAGCUUAUUGAAGGCUGCACCAAUGCAUUUGGGACCAAAAUCUCUUUUUGCCCCCUCUAGUAGCAUGGAAUCUGUUCGAGCAGAUGAUGGAUGUCCACAAUGGCUUCAAGCUCUUGACCGUCUCUUGCCUGCGGCAUUGAUUCACAGUGCACCUAUGGUUCGAGGAGCAGCGUUAACAUGUUUUGCUGGGUUGACACCAGCUGUAUUUUCUGCCUUACCGGUCCAGAAGCAGGAGUUCAUUAUUUCUUCUGUGAUGCGUGCCUCUCGUGAAGAUGAUACACCGGCAGUGCGUUCAGCAGCUUGUCGGGCUGUUGGUGUCACUGUGGGAUUUCCUCAAGUAUCAAAGGGCAAGGAGAAGGUUAUUCCGAUAAUUAAUCUUCUUCUGUCGAGAAUGGAAGACAUCUCUGCUGCGGUUCGGAUCACUGCUUCAUGGGCUGUAGCAAAUCUCUGUGAUGCUCUCUGCAGCAUUGCGGAGACAGAUGAUGCUAAGGAAGCUAACUACCCGUUGGAAGAUGUGCCACUUGGGUCCUUGGCCGAGUGCACCUUCAAGGCUGCAAAUGAUGGCGAUAAGGUGCGUGCCAACGUCGUGAGAGCUCUCGGCAACCUUGCAAGAUUUGUUGACUUUAGUGACAUAGAGAUGGGGCACAAAAAUGUUGUCUAUUCUCGUACAAAUCAAACCCCUGCCUCACAAUGGUUGGGUACAAUGGUGCAAACAUUUGUGUCAUGCGUAACAACAGGGAAUGUUAAGGUGCAAUGGAAUGUUUGCCAUGCUCUCGGGAACCUGUUUUUGAACCGAAGUAUUCAACUAUCAUCUGCACCGUGGGCAUUGUCCGUCUUCAGUAUACUCCUGUUACUGUUGCGGGGUUCAUCCAACUUCAAGAUUCGCAUGCAUGCUGCCUCUGCCUUAGCUGUUCCAAAUUCACGAGAAGAUUACGGAGUGACCUACGGAGAUGUGGUGCAAACCCUUAUACAGUCACUGGACUCUUUAGAAAACGAUGCUGGCACUGGACCAACAUCAAUGAAGUAUCAAGCAGCUCUUGCAGAUCAGCUCAAUCGUUCUACGAUUCAUGUGCUAGCGCUAGGGCAACCACAGGACUACGACAUUCUGAAGGACAUGCUUCCCAAACGGACUAGUUUCUUACACAAGUGGCUCUCUACGGUACUGCUUUCGACGAGAAGGGACUUACCCUGGAGUGGUGAGCUGUACGAAGAGGAAGUUUUCGGGACUACAAGCAAACCUGUUUGUACAUCGGAAUACGAUGAAAAGCCGUUACCUCCUCCAAGGGACCAACAUGGCUACCGCCUUAUUGAGAAUCAAGAGUUGUGUGGUACCAGCGACAAGGUCUCGUCUAGAUGUGUCGACGCUGAAAGGGCCGUCCUAGCUCUCAGUUCCAUGUACAUGCAUGGCGGAAAAAUCACCGCUGCCCAAAAUUUCCAGAAGCUGUUGUAGUCCCAGUUCUUGCAACACUUUCAACUUGGCUUCUUUUCUUGUUAGUUCUAAAUUGGUGAGGGCCCCACCUCGUUAUAUCCGCUAUAUUUUCCAUCUUCGCCCCCACCUGCUUCAGCUCCUUCAAUUCAAAGCCUCUUAAUCCUUGAAGUCCCAGUGGGAAGAAGACAGUUAAUUAGUUAGUUGGUUUCUGAGGCAUAUUCUUCUGCCCAUCCCUCGGCAUGGCAUGGCAACUUCAUGUGGGUGUGUUAUUGGGUAUCUACACUUGUUUUUUGUGGACUUUUUGCAUGAUCAAUUAUCUAGUUUGAUGGCUAGAUGCAUCAACACACAAAGAGUUGGAAUGCAUUUAUUGAAAAGAAUUCAAAUUUU
This is a messenger RNA of Physcomitrium patens, 4405 nucleotides long. RefSeq lists its product as uncharacterized. The record is from RefSeq and is a predicted model, not a curated record. NCBI's taxonomy places the organism in Eukaryota, Viridiplantae, Streptophyta, Bryopsida, Funariales, Funariaceae.